Messenger RNA from Alligator sinensis (Chinese alligator), 4016 nucleotides. RefSeq names its product tubulin gamma complex associated protein 5 (gene TUBGCP5). The record is from RefSeq and is a predicted model, not a curated record. The coding region runs from base 652 to 3738 and encodes 1028 amino acids. Gene Ontology annotation, cellular component: centrosome; spindle pole; equatorial microtubule organizing center. The transcript has 23 exons. Lineage: Eukaryota; Metazoa; Chordata; Crocodylia; Alligatoridae. Gene Ontology annotation, molecular function: microtubule minus-end binding; gamma-tubulin binding. Gene Ontology annotation, biological process: spindle assembly; mitotic cell cycle; meiotic cell cycle.
AGACAACCCCAAAUCCACAUUUUUCCCUUUAAAUGAAACACCACUUUAUAGAUUGACAUCUACACUAAAGAUAGUGGUUCACUUUAAUCAUGGAAAAAUGUGGAUUUGGAAUUACUUAUUUUUUUAACUUAAAAUUGGGUAUUUUUUUCAAUCAGAGAAAAUCAGCAUCCCUGGUCAUGUUGUUUGUGCUAACAAGCCCAAAAUUGGUGAAGACUCUCUGAGAGUGACUUGGGCCUUGCAUAUACUGCAUCAAUGAGCUGCCUCAAAAAUAUUGUACAUUUUGAACUUUUACUGUUAUUGACUGUACAUCGUACAAGAGUUGUAAUUAUUAUACUAACACGAGAAUUAUCACUGCCGCUAAGCCGCUGCGCAUGAUCGUGGCCAGGCACGAGACGGCCACCGCAGCCGCGGAACGGCCACGUGGUCCCCAAGCCAAGCGCGGGAAACCUCCUUGGCGCCUCCUGUCUCCGCCGAAUCACGUGGUCUGUAGGCUCGUUCCACGACGCGGCAGCCACCAGGCAUGCGCACUUUCCCCUCCUCACGCUCCGCGCGGAGAUCUCGCGAGAGGCGGGCCGGGAAGUCUCGUGAGAUGUGCGGACGCCAACCGUUACAAACGUUCAGUAACGUUGCUUUCUAUCUCCUAGCCCUGUCAUGGCGGCGCCGCCUCCCCCUGCCCACUGGAGCCAUUUCGAGCAGGAGCAGGCCCGGGACGUUCGGGCGCUGGUCCAGCAGGUGACCGGCCUCGGAGAGGAGGAGCCCGGUGGCCGUUUCCAGGCGGCGCUCAGCUUCACCAGCUCCAAUUUCAGAUUUCAUCGGUUUCUUGAUGUAAGCAGUCACAAAGUAGAGAGGACAGUUGAAGGGAUUUAUGAAAAGCUGAUUAUUCAUUCAGAACUUGGUAAAGCUGUGAGUUGGAAAAGACUAACAGAAAAGUUUCUGAACUUGCCUCUUCCAAACACUGAAAAGACAAAAACAGAUGCUCAUUAUGCCAUCCUGUCUCUUCUGCUAUGCCUAUCUGAUUCUCCUUCCAAUACCAACUAUGUGGAAAAACCAAGGGAGAAAGAAGUGGAAAAAGAAGAAGAAUUUAACUGGGGAAAGUACUUGAUGGAAGGGGAAGAAAUUUAUUUUGGUCCUGACAUGAACUCACCAGAUUGGUCAGAAGACAGUGAAGAGGAGGAAGACACUCAGCCUCUGAGCAGGGAAGAUUCUGGCAUUCAAGUAGACAGAACACCACAAGAAGAACAAGAUCAAAACAAGAAAAUGGUACCCAAUGUCACUUGGAAAGUGGGAGAGCCAGAUGCACGCAGUUGGUUGGAGCAGCAUGUGGCACCACAGUACUGGACAGGAAGAGCUCCUCGUUUUUCUCAUAGUUUGCAUUUACAUUCCAACUUGGCUGCUGUCUGGGAGCAGCACUUGUACAGCAGUGAUCCAUUAUACAUGCCAGAAGAAAGAACUCUAGUUACUGAAACACAUGUUAUACGGGAAACCCUCUGGCUGCUUUCAGGAGUGAAAAAGCUCUUUAUAUUUCAACUGAAUGAGGGAAAGGUGACUGUGAGAAAUGACAUUAUCGUAACUCAUUUGACCCACAACUGCUUAAGGUCAGUGUUGGAGCAAAUAGCUGCAUAUGGGCAAGUUGUGUUUAGGCUGCAGAAGUUUAUUGAUGAAGUGAUGGGACACAGUUCAGAAAACCUAACACAUGGGGCCCUUUCCACUCCCAAGAAAGCAACAGGUGCCCCAUUUAGAACCUACCAAGCUUUUAUGUGGUCCCUGUACAAGUACUUUAUAAGCUUCAAAGAAGAACUUACUGAAAUUGAAAAAAGCAUAAUCAAUAAAGAUAAAACAAUCACUCUUUCAAUAGUAAUAGAUAAACUAUUGCCACGACUGGCUCAGCUUAAGGUCCUUCACAAAGUUUUCAGCACAGGAGUAGCAGAAGUACCACCUGAUACUCCAAAUGUUCUAAGAGCAUCUCAUCUGCUUAAUACACUUUACAAAGCCAUUCUUGAAUAUGACAGUGUUGGAGAAGCAUCUGAGCAAACAGUGUCCCUCUUAUUCUCUCUCUGGGUUGAAACAGUAAGACCAUAUUUACAGACAGUGGAUGAGUGGAUAGUCCAUGGUAACUUAUUUGAUCCUGCCAAAGAAUUUAUUAUUCAGAGAAACAAAAAUGUCCCAGUUAACCACAGAGAUUUUUGGUAUGCUACUUACACACUAUAUAGUGUGUCAGAAAAGACAGAAAAUGAAGAGAAAAUGAGUGAUAAUGCCAGUGCCAGUUCCGGCAGUGAUCAAGCUCCCUCAAGCAGGCAGCACACCAUGGUUUCCUUUCUGAAACCAGUUCUAAAACAAAUCAUCAUGGCUGGAAAAUCCAUGCAGUUGUUAAAGAACCUGCAGUGCAAAGAUGGUUCUCCACAGCAAACUGCAUCGAGAGAUGCAGAACGAAAAAGUUUAUACACAUUAUUUCUGGAGUCUGUGCAGUCCCGUCUGCGGCAUGGGGAAGAAUCUGUUUCAGAUAUUAUUACAGAACAGCAAGCGACCAAGCAGAGUUUGAUAAAGAUGCAGUCUAUAGCUGAAAGACACUUGGAACUGGAUGUUGUCCAUGACCCACUGCUGGCUAUUAACUUUGCCAGGUUGUAUUUAGAGCAGAGUGACUUUCACGAGAAGUUUACUGGUGGGGAUGUUUGUGUGGAUAGAUCUUCUGAAUCUGUGACAUGCCAGACAUUUGAACUGACGUUGAGGUCUUGCCUUUAUCCUCACAUAGACAAGCAAUAUUUGGAGUGCUGUGGCAAUUUAAUGCAAACUUUAAAAAAAGAUUACAGGCUAGUAGAGUACUUGCAAGCAAUGAGAAACUUCUUCUUGCUUGAAGCUGGAGAUACUAUGUAUGAUUUCUAUACAUCUAUCUUUGAUAAGAUUAGAGAAAAAGAAACUUGGCAGAAUGUAUCAUUCCUAAACGUUCAGCUACAGGAGGCAGUUGGUCAGCGUUACCCAGAGGACAGUUCAAGGCUAUCUAUAUCUUUUGAAAGUGUUGAUACAGCAAAGAAGAAACUCCCUGUCCAUACCUUAGAUGGCUUAACUUUGAGCUACAAGGUCCCUUGGCCUGUGGAUAUAGUUAUAAGCUUAGAAUGUCAAAAAAUUUACAAUCAAGUGUUUCUUCUCUUAUUACAAAUAAAGUGGGCUAAGUACAGUCUAGAUGUUUUACGAUUUGACGAACUAGUUAGUGCUGCAGAAAAGCCACAGCUCAAGGAAGGACCUUUAUUACAACAAGAGAGAGUUCCUCAGUUUGGACCACACACCGAGCUUAUAAAACAACAAAUUCAUCGCAUGUUCCUCUUACGUGUGAAACUCAUGCAUUUUGUAAACAGUUUGCACAACUACAUCAUGACCAGGAUUCUUCACAGUACAGGCUUGGAGUUUCAGCAUCAAGUAGAAGAAGCCAAAGAUUUAGAUCAACUGAUAAAAAUUCAUUAUAGAUACCUGUCUACAAUCCAUGAUCGCUGCCUUCUGAGAGAAAAGGUUAGUUUUGUAAAAGAAGCUAUAAUGAAAGUACUGAACUUGGUACUGAUGUUCACAGAACGUUGGCAGGCUGGUUUGGGGGCUUGGAAGAUGGAAUCCAUAGAGAAGAUGGAAUCUGAUUUUAAAAAUUGUCACAUGUUUCUUGUAACAGUUCUAAACAAAGCAGUCUGCAGAGGCUCUUUUCCUCACUUGGAGUCUUUAGCCGUGUCACUCAUGGCUGGCAUGGAACAAAGUUAACUCUACUGAAAUGCAUUGGAUUAUUCAAGAACAGAGUUCCAGCAGCAUUCUCUUUCAACACUGUAUUUAUUUAAAACUGUGAGCAUUAUUGUGCUUAUGUUCUGAAAUACAUAUGUAUGUAGAUAAACUACAUUAGUCUGAAAUUGUGUAUAAUGUUUGAAACUGUAAAUGAUGUACACUAUUUAAGUAUACUAGUUGUAGCUGUAUUAUUUCCAUAUGUAUUUAUAUGCUAAAAACUUCAUUUAUAUUAAGUGAAUUGACCUUAUUUGAAAAUGCAU